AUGAGUGUGCCGCCUUCAGAGUCCGCGAUGCUGCCCCUAGAGCUCACCCUAGUCCUCGCAGCCACGAGAGACAUGGGCAUUGGCCUGCGAGGGACCCUCCCCUGGACCGGGUUGAAAAAGGAGAUGGCCUACUUCGCCAGGGUCACAAAACGACUACCUCCUCCUGGCGAACCCCCUGUCAUGAAUGCUGUGAUCAUGGGCCGCAAGACGUGGGAAAGCAUACCGCCCAAGUUUAGACCGCUCAAGGGAAGGCUCAACGUCGUGAUCAGCCGCUCCUUUGGCUCUUCACCAGAAGAGCCAGCCAGUGUGGAGACGGAACCAGUCAAGGCUUCUUCUCUGGAGCAAGCCAUCGCAUAUGUUCAACGAAAGCCUCAGGGAGCCUUGGGGAGGGUUUUCGUAAUAGGCGGUGGCCAGAUAUACGCUGCGGCACUGGAAUUGAAGGAGGCAAAGAGGAUCUUGCUGACAAAGGUGAUAUCCGACUUUGAAUGCGAUACAUCCUUCUUACUGAAACUCAACGAUGAGGGCGAGAGUUCUCCGGGUUGGGUGAAGAGGUCGAAGGAGGAACUGGACAGCUGGACUGGAGAGGUGGUUCCUGAAGGUGUUCAGGUGGAAAACGACACGUCUUAUGAGUUUCAGAUGUGGGAGAGGACGAGUUGA
Diaporthe citri is the source of this 657-nucleotide messenger RNA. RefSeq lists its product as uncharacterized. Gene Ontology annotation, biological process: dihydrofolate metabolic process; tetrahydrofolate biosynthetic process; folic acid metabolic process. Lineage: Eukaryota; Fungi; Ascomycota; Sordariomycetes; Diaporthales; Diaporthaceae. Gene Ontology annotation, cellular component: mitochondrion. The transcript is spliced from 2 exons. The record is from RefSeq and is a predicted model, not a curated record. Bases 1 to 657 code for a protein of 218 amino acids. Gene Ontology annotation, molecular function: dihydrofolate reductase activity; NADP binding.